AUGGCGAGAGCCAAGCUGAAGAAUUCCCCUUCCGAGAGCAAUUCCCAUGUCAAAACCGUCCCGCCUGCGACGACAGAAGAUGUCCAUGGGGUGAGCCCCUUGUUGCCGUCUCGGAGGAUGGGAUCCAUGGGGAGUGAUGUCGGACAAAGGCCUCACGCCGAGGACUUCAGCGUGGAUUCCUCCUUCUCACAGGUGCAGGUCGAGUUCUACGUGAAUGAAAACACCUUCAAGGAGCGGCUGAAGCUCUUCUUCAUCAAAAACCAGCGAUCCAGCCUGAGGAUCCGGCUCUUCAACUUCUCCCUGAAGCUGCUCACGUGCCUCCUGUACAUCGUCCGUGUCCUGCUCGACAACCCCGAGGAGGGCAUAGGCUGCUGGGAAUGUGAAAAGCAGAAUUACACAGCAUUUAACCAGUCCACGAACAUAAACUGGUCACACAUCUUCUGGGUGGACAGAAAAACACCGCUGUGGGCUGUGCAGGUCAGCAUUGCUCUCAUCAGCUUUCUGGAGACCAUGCUGCUCAUCUAUCUCAGCUACAAGGGGAACAUCUGGGAGCAGAUUUUUCGCAUUUCCUUCAUCCUUGAGAUGAUCAACACGGUGCCGUUUAUUAUCACGAUAUUCUGGCCUCCUCUGCGGAAUUUGUUUAUUCCCGUGUUUCUGAACUGCUGGCUGGCCAAGUACGCCCUGGAGAACAUGAUAAACGACCUGCACCGAGCCAUCCAAAGGACCCAGUCCGCGAUGUUUAACCAGGUGCUCAUUCUGAUCUGCACCCUCCUGUGUCUCGUUUUCACGGGGACCUGUGGCAUCCAGCAUUUAGAAAGAGCAGGUGAGAAGCUCUCCCUCUUCAAGUCCUUCUAUUUCUGCAUCGUCACCUUUUCCACGGUGGGCUACGGAGAUGUGACACCGAAGAUCUGGCCUUCCCAGCUCCUCGUCGUCAUCAUGAUCUGCGUCGCCCUGGUCGUGCUGCCGCUCCAGUUCGAGGAGCUCGUCUACCUGUGGAUGGAGCGGCAGAAGUCGGGCGGCAACUACAGCCGGCACCGCGCCCAGACGGAGAAACACGUCGUGCUCUGCGUCAGCUCCCUCAAGAUUGAUCUCCUCAUGGACUUCCUCAACGAGUUCUAUGCCCACCCACGCCUGCAGGAUUACUACGUGGUGAUCCUUUGCCCAACAGAGAUGGACAUCCAGGUGCGGCGGGUCCUGCAGAUCCCUCUGUGGUCGCAGCGAGUGAUCUACCUCCAGGGCUCUGCACUGAAGGACCAGGACCUCAUGAGAGCCAAGAUGGACAAUGGAGAAGCCUGUUUCAUCCUCAGCAGCCGGAACGAGGUGGACCGGACCGCGGCGGACCACCAGACCAUCCUGAGGGCCUGGGCUGUCAAAGACUUCGCUCCAAACUGUCCCCUCUAUGUUCAGAUCUUAAAGCCAGAAAACAAAUUUCAUGUCAAGUUUGCAGAUCACGUUGUCUGUGAAGAGGAGUGCAAAUACGCCAUGCUGGCACUGAACUGCGUCUGCCCUGCCACCUCCACCCUCAUCACGCUGCUGGUGCACACCUCCCGUGGCCAGGAGGGCCAGGAGUCCCCGGAGCAGUGGCAGCGGAUGUACGGGCGCUGCUCGGGCAAUGAGGUCUAUCACAUCCGCAUGGGAGACAGCAAGUUCUUCAUGGAGUACGAGGGGAAGAGCUUCACCUACGCCGCCUUCCACGCGCACAAGAAGUACGGCGUGUGCCUGAUCGGCAUCCGGAGGGAGGAGAACAAGAGCAUCCUGCUGAACCCCGGCCCCCGGCACAUCAUGGCAGCGUCCGACACCUGCUUCUACAUCAACAUCACCAAGGAGGAGAACUCUGCCUUCAUCUUCAAGCAGGAGGAGAAGCAGAAGAAGAAGGGCUUUGCGGGGAGGGGCAGCUACGACGGCCCGUCCCGCCUGCCCGUGCACAGCAUCAUCGCCAGCAUGGGUACAGUGGCCAUGGACCUGCAGAACACGGAAUGUCGCCCUGCCAACAGCAGCAAACUGGCUCUGCCAGCCGAGAACGGCUCCGGGAACCGCCGGCCCAGCAUCGCCCCCGUCCUGGAGCUGGCAGACACCUCGUCCCUGCUGCCCUGCGACCUGCUCAGCGACCAGUCCGAGGACGAGAUGACACAGUCGGACGAGGAGGGGUCGGCAGUUGUGGAGUAUGUGAAGGGUUACCCCCCAAACUCCCCCUACAUUGGGAGCUCCCCAACUCUGUGCCACCUUUUGCCUGAGAAAGCCCCGUUCUGCUGCCUGAGGCUGGACAAGGGCUGCAAGCACAACAGCUUUGAGGAUGCCAAAGCCUACGGGUUCAAGAACAAACUGAUCAUCGUUUCGGCAGAGACGGCGGGGAACGGGCUGUACAACUUCAUCGUGCCCCUCCGGGCCUACUAUCGGUCCCGCAAAGAGCUGAACCCCAUCGUGCUGCUGCUGGACAACAAGCCUGAGCACCACUUUCUGGAAGCCAUUUGUUGUUUCCCCAUGGUUUACUACAUGGAGGGCACCAUCGACAACCUGGACAGCUUGCUGCAGUGCGGCAUCAUCUACGCCGACAACUUGGUGGUGGUGGACAAGGAGAGCACCAUGAGCGCCGAGGAGGACUACAUGGCAGAUGCAAAGACCAUUGUCAACGUCCAGACCAUGUUCAGGCUCUUCCCCAGCCUCAGCAUUAUCACGGAGCUGACCCACCCCUCCAACAUGAGGUUCAUGCAGUUCAGAGCAAAGGACAGCUACUCUCUUGCCCUUUCCAAACUAGAAAAGAGAGAGAGAGAGAACGGCUCCAACCUGGCCUUCAUGUUCCGGCUGCCCUUCGCAGCCGGGAGGGUCUUCAGCAUCAGCAUGUUGGACACGCUGCUCUACCAGUCGUUCGUGAAGGAUUACAUGAUCACCAUCACCCGGUUGCUGCUGGGCCUCGACACCACGCCAGGCUCUGGAUACCUCUGUGCUAUGAAGAUCACUGAGGAUGACCUGUGGAUCCGGACGUACGGCCGCCUCUUCCAGAAACUCUGCUCCUCCAGUGCAGAGAUUCCCAUCGGGAUUUACAGGACGGAGUCGCACAUGUUCGCCACCUCCGAGCCCCACGACAUCAGAGCGCAGUCACAGAUCUCAAUCAAUGUUGAGGACUGCGAGGACACCAAGGACAUCAAGGAGCACUGGGGGAUCAAGACGAGCCACCACAGGAACUCGUGCUCCAGCGACCAGUCGGAGCAUCCCCUGCUGCGGCGCAAGAGCAUGCAGUGGGCCCGGCGGCUGAGCAGGAAGGGCAACAAGCACUCCAGCAAGACGGCCGAGUGGAUCAGCCAGCAGCGCCUGAGCCUGUACCGGCGCUCCGAGCGCCAGGAGCUGUCCGAGCUCGUCAAGAACCGUAUGAAGCACCUGGGCCUGCCCACCACCGGGUACGAGGAUGUAGCAAAUUUAACAGCCAGUGAUGUGAUGAAUCGGGUAAACCUGGGAUAUUUGCAAGAUGAGAUGAACGACCACCAGAACACCCUGUCCUACGUCCUGAUCAACCCUCCCCCGGACACGCGGCUGGAGCUCAACGACAUCGUGUACCUGAUCCGCUCCGACCCGCUGGCCCACGUGGCCAACGACGGCCACAGCCGCAAGAGCAGCUGCAGCAACAAGCUGGGCUCCAGCAACCCCGAAACGCGCGACGAGACCCAGCUGUGAGCGGCCCCCCCGCGCCCAGAGCCCCUGCCAGGGCCGCAGGGCUCCGGGACAGGCGGCGGAGAAGAGGACGGGGCAGCCGGGGGGGCCGGAGGAAGGCCAUGCCCAGCCUGGCUCUGCGCCGUGGGAGGGACGCCCGGAGCCCCGGGAGGGGCGGGACAGCCGGACAGACCCACGGCUGGACAGAGCCACAGCCGGACAGACCCAUGGCCGGACAGACCCCCAGCCGGCGGCAGCGCCCCGUGGAUUUUAACUUUUUAUACCGAUACCGCAACUAGUGAGCGAGUCGGCGCGGGGGCCGGGGGGACGUGGCCGAGCCCGGUGCCCCCGCGGAGCAGGGCUGGGUUUGGUGUCGCCCCACAAGGGGCACGUUGGGUGGGGCUGGUCAAUGCGAGAGCAAAACUGCACCGAAACCCUCCUCCUCCUUCACCAGGUGUCCCCCCGGGUCCCCAAAGUUGUGCUCUUUCACCCAGCUCAUGUUCGUUGCCCUCCGCUGGGUUUCUGUGCCGGGUGUCCACGCGAGGAGCGCUCAGAGCUGUGCUGGGAAGGACCCAGGGGUGCCGUGGGAUGGAUGGGAUGGGGCAGUGCAGCCCCCACCGGUGCCAUGGCAGGGGCUGCUCUGCCUCCAGCACUUUGUGUCAUCUCACGAACCAAAACACGCCGAGCCCGGGUGACCAAAGCCGUGCCAUCCCCACGGCAGUGCCUCCUGGCACACGUGCCCAGCCUGAGCCCUGGCUACAGGCACGGUGCCCCUGGGUUUGUGUCCCCUGUUGCUGCUGCUGCUGCCGGGGGGGAUUUGGGGAUCCUUGUCCUGGGGGUGGGAUGGGGCAGAGUGCCCAGGCAUCACUGGCUGUGGUGGUUUGAUGUCUCAGCUCAGCCCUUUCCCCUCCAUCCAGGAGCAGUUGGGGCUCCAGCCCUCCCAUUUGUCCCGGUCAUGGCUUUUUGUCCUUCCCCUCCCUGAAGUCACAGAUCAAUAACACCACUAAGGCAGCGGGUUCUGCCUGUCCCCCUCCACCCCCCAUGGCCCCCCAGCAGCUCCAGCCAUCCCUGUUUGACUUUAUCCCCCCAUCCCCAUGGCUUUGCCUGCAGCAGAGGUGCAUGAACGUCCAGCAUCACCCACCCGUGGGGACCCGGUGGCAGCAGAGGCACCAGAUGUGUUUUCCAUCUAUUUUUGCACAUGUGGAAAGGGUUUAUUUGCCUGCCAAGCGACUGACCGAGGCAGGGUUAACUUUAUAUACUUUUGUGUUCAGAUCUUCAAACUCCAAUGUGGUUUUUUUUUGUUGUUGUUUGUUUUUAACAAGAAGCCUGGAAAGCACAACAUGGCCGUGAAAUCCCAUCAGCAUCCAACUGAACGGUUUGUUGCCAUUAACAUCCACUGUUUGCUCCCCAGGACACCCCAACUAAAUGUUUACAGGAAAAAAAAAACAAACAAAAGAAGCCAAAACCUGCUUAAAAUGACAGUUUUUAACAGUUGGGGGGAGAUGCCCUGGGGCAGCCCCAGCCCACGGGGAUGUGCUGCCCGUCCUGCCCGUGGCGCUGGGGGAGAAUUGGGGAUGCCCAGAGUAGGACCUGUGCCAAGGUAGGACCUUGAGAAGGUGUUGAGAGAGACCUGCUGUGCCUGGAUGGGGGUUUUGGGGUCCGUUUUUUUUAUUAUUUAUUGUUGUUUUUUCCUGAAGUGCUGGUCAGGAGGCCCUGGGUGAUGGCACAUCCCGGGCUUGGAGAGGCACCACAGGGAAAAGCAGAGUCCAACCUUCCUGCUCCACUGAGCUCUGGGCACAAACAGAACUGUCUCUAAUGUUUUUUUGGGGGUUGUUUUAUUGCCUUUUUUUUUUUGCCUUUUUUUUUCAAUUAUUAAUUUCGUAUCUAUUUGGUUAAGGCGGAUUCGUGUUUUAUUUAUUUCUGCUCGUAACUUCACGUGCCAAAUCUGUCACUUCAAAUGAAAAAAAAAAAGGGUAAAAAGUGGGAGGGGUUGAAGUACUAAAACACACGCUGGCUCUGUGUUAAUGUAAAGCCUCAGGAUGCUCAGAUCACCCCAAAAAUGCCUCGUUGAGCAUUUAUGUAUUGAAUUGCCUACAUCUGAGACAGAGCAUUUUCCAAACCCCACUUUUUCAAGGGACAGUGGAACAAAGCAGGGUUACAGGUUUAAAAAGAAACCCAGAUCCCAAAUAAAAUAACAGAUGUGAUUAUCUGCAUGUGUCUACUCAGAAUAUACAAUUUUUAGGUGGGUAUUUUUGUUUGACUGGCUGCUGGGGGGCAGGACGGGGUGAGCACAGUGUUGGUGGGUGUGGAGAAGCAAACAAUGCUCCUCAGCUAAACCCUCUCAUUUCAAGGCACUUAAAUUCCAUAAAAAACCCUUAAAUUACUUUAAAUUUCACUCCCCAGCCCCAAGCAGCCAGGUCAGCCAUGUGGCCCAGUCCGUGCUCCAGAGGCUCCAUCGGAGUGUUGGGUCCCUCUCCUCCCUCACCAGGCACACGAGGUCCUUCCUGACCCUUAAUCCCAGGAAAUAAUCAACCUCAGAGGAAGCCACAAACCAAAAGGACUAAAGGCUCUCCAUGGCUUGUGAUCCUCCCAAAACACCCUCAAUAUUCCCAUAUUUUGACGACGGCCAGUGUAUAAACCCCUGGAUUCCAGGCAGGCGCUCCCCGUUCCGCAGGGUCGUUCUUCCUACGGUGUAAAAUUCCAGCCAAACUCCUCCUGGGAUGGAGGAACAACCCCCUGUAGAUAUUCACCCACGGGCAAGGCAAGUCUGAGAACCGAGGGUUCAUUUUUUUUUUCUAGUUCUUUAGCCUCAGUUACAAUACUAAUGUAAAAAACAGAAGUAUUUUAUUUUUUUAAUGGAGCAGCGACAGGAGUCGUUUCUGUUUGGGACAGGAGCACAAGGACCUUCCGUGGAUGGUUGUUGCUUCCAACCACUUGGAAAAAACCUGAUUUUCGGAAGGCAAUAGUUGUGCUCCAGUGCAGAGGCAGGACAGGCCCUGGGGAGCUGCAGAAACGAGGACAGCUGGGAUCUUUUGGGGUUUUCCAGCAGCAUGUUACGUGUCCACUAACGCCCGAUACGCUCAAUAUGGACUAAAUCCAUAUAUCCUGCAUUAAAUAUUACAGGUAUAUUUAUUUCCUGUUAUACCCCUUUUUAUUUAAUCUCUCUAGAACAUGACGUUUGUAUUCCAAGGUCGGCUCCUGCAUGGAAUUUUUUAGCAGCAACAAGCAGGUGAAACUCCCGUCUUUCCUCUCGGAGACCGAAUUUUGGGAGCUGUUCUGGGACGCAGCCAAGGGGAGAGGGUUUUGUACAAUUACUGUGAAGAUGCUUCACAUUUCUGUAAAGAUAAAUGAAAAUAAAAGAGCUGCAUGCAGCAACAGGACAGA
Molecule: messenger RNA, 7029 nt
Organism: Lepidothrix coronata (blue-crowned manakin)
Lineage: Eukaryota; Metazoa; Chordata; Aves; Passeriformes; Pipridae
Gene: KCNT1
Product: potassium sodium-activated channel subfamily T member 1
Exons: 32
Coding region: 1-3669 (1222 amino acids)
Biological process (GO): potassium ion transport
Cellular component (GO): membrane
Molecular function (GO): intracellular sodium-activated potassium channel activity
Source: RefSeq, a predicted model, not a curated record